Molecule: messenger RNA, 1323 nt
Organism: Pipistrellus nathusii (Nathusius's pipistrelle)
Lineage: Eukaryota; Metazoa; Chordata; Mammalia; Chiroptera; Vespertilionidae
Source: the annotation of a GenBank genome assembly
AUGAGCGAGGAGACGGCGACUGCUGACAACGAUAAUAGUUAUGCACGAGUGCGCGCUGUGGUGAUGACCCGGGAUGACUCCAGCGGCGGAUGGCUACCCCUCGGAGGUAGUGGACUGAGCUGCGUCACUGUCUGCAGAGCCUCCCACCAGGAAGAGGAUGGCUGCGCUGACUUUCUUAUUCGUGGAGAGCGGCUCAGGGACAAAAUGGUGGUUUUGGAAUGUAUGCUUAAAAAAGACCUCAUUUACAAUAAGGUCACUCCAACAUUUCACCACUGGAAGAUUGAAGACAAGAAAUUUGGCCUUACCUUUCAAAGUCCUGCUGAUGCUAGGGCUUUUGAUAGAGGUAUUCGAAGAGCUAUAGAGGAUAUUUCUCAAGGAUGCCCAGCAUUAAAAAAUGAAACUGAAGGAGCAGAUGAUGACUUACAAGCAACUGCUGAAGAGAGUACUCCUAGUCCUCGAGUGAAAGAUCAUCUUUUCCAGCAAGAGACCGUUGUUACCAGUGAGCCUUAUAGAAGCUCAAGACCAUCUCCCUUUGAAGAUCUGAAUGCCAGAAGAGUCUACUUGCAAAGCCAAGCCAGUCAGAUAACGUUCACUCAUCCAAGCCUAGACAUUCAGGGCAGAAGCAUAGAAUAUGCACAGCGACAAAUAUCCAAGGAAUGUGGAGGCCUAAAGUCCCAAAAUAAGGUCCCUCGACAUGUCAGCUUUCAAGAUGAGGAUGAGAUUGUCAGAAUAAAUCCUCGAGAUAUCUUAAUCCGUCGCUAUGCAGACUACAGGCAUCCUGACAUGUGGAAAAAUGACUUGGAGAGAGAUGACACUGACUCCAAUAUUCAGUUCUCCAAACCAGACAGUAAAAAAUCAGACUAUCUGUACUCUUGUGGGGAUGAGACUAAGUUAAGUUCAUUCAAAGACUCCGUGGUAUUUAAGACACAGCCUUCCUCAUUAAAAUUUAAGAAGUCAAAACGAAGAAAAGAAGAUGGUGAGCGUUCUCGCUGCGUUUACUGCCAGGAAAGGUUUAACCAUGAAGAAAACGGCAGGGGGAAGUGUCAGGAUGCUCCAGACCCUAUUAGAAGAUGCAUCUAUCAAGUUAGUUGCAUGCUCUGUGCCGAGAGCAUGCUGUAUCAUUGUAUGUCAGACUCAGAGGGAGACUUUUCUGAUCCCUGUUCGUGUGACACUAGCGAUGACAAGUUCUGCCUACGAUGGUUAGCCCUGGUAGCUCUUUCUUUCAUUGUCCCGUGUAUGUGCUGCUACGUCCCUCUGAGAUCGUGCCAUCGUUGUGGGGAGGCGUGUGGGUGUUGUGGUGGGAAACAUAAGGCUGCUGGAUGA